This is a messenger RNA of Brachypodium distachyon (stiff brome), 1202 nucleotides long. Its product is annotated as protein sym-1. The transcript has 8 exons. Bases 112 to 867 code for a protein of 251 amino acids. The record is from RefSeq and is a predicted model, not a curated record. Gene Ontology annotation, cellular component: membrane; cytoplasm. Lineage: Eukaryota; Viridiplantae; Streptophyta; Magnoliopsida; Poales; Poaceae.
UUCUUCUUCUUCUUCCCAUUCUCAACAAAAAAAAAACUCGGGCUCUGGAUUUUCUAGAACCCUAGCGGCGCAAAACCCGAAGGAGAACUCGUCCUCGCCCUCUUUCAUUCCAUGGCGAUGGCGUCCGCGCUCCCACUCCUCCUCGUGUCCCCGAGGCCCGCGUCGGUGGCUCGCUUCCGUCCCCGAGCCGCUCCUCUCUCCACGGCCGCCGUCGCACUGCGGAAGAGCGGCAGCCGCGUCGCGAUGCUCAAGCCGCUCCGCGCGGCCUCCUGCUGCAACCCCGCGGCGGCGGACGCCGCGGCUGGAGGAGUUGCGGCGGUCAGGGCGAAGGGCCUGCAGCUCGUGGCCUGGUAUCUGCUGUCUCUUGAUAAGAAUCCGGUGGCGACGAAGGCGGUCACUUCUGCUGUGCUGACUCUGGCCGGGGACCUCAUCUGCCAGCUUGUAAUUGAUAAAGUGCCAGAGCUAGACUUGAAGAGAACAUUUGUGUUCACACUAUUGGGACUUGUCCUGGUGGGGCCAACUCUGCAUGUCUGGUACUUGUAUUUGAGUAAAUUAGUGACAAUGAGCGGGGCAUCAGGUGCCAUUUCUCGCCUUCUACUUGACCAGUUCAUCUUCUCCCCAGUUUUCAUUGGGGUCUUCAUGAGCUUACUGGUAACCUUGGAGGGAAAGCCAUCUCUUGUAGUGCCAAAGCUUAAACAGGAGUGGUUUUCUUCCUUGAUAGCAAAUUGGCAAUUGUGGAUACCCUUUCAGUUUUUGAAUUUCUACUUUGUCCCGCAGAAGCUCCAGGUUCUUGCCGCUAAUUUUGUAGCCCUUGCAUGGAACGUGAUUUUGUCAUAUAAGGCUCACAAGGAGGUUAUUGCACAGUAGUCAAGUAGGGUUGAGCACAUGCAGGUAUCAAUAACCCGAGGAGAGUCUCGACUCCCGUAGCCGUUCCGUUCCGUUUUCGAUGCGUAGCGCCUGCCCACCUGUCAUCUGUAUAUCGCGACGGAAGAUCGAAAAAUGGUUGCUACUGUAAAUGCAGUGUCCGUUCAGUUCAGUACAGCUUGUGAUGCGGGGUUUUAACACUGCAUAUGUAGAGACCCGUUCGUGUUUGCGGUAGACUGUUCAUGGUUUCUUCCGAAAUCGAUCUGUCUUUCUGUGAAAUUCUAUCUUGCUGUUGGUGGCAAGCAAAUAGAAAAGGACAGGACUGGUCGACUGGAGUA